Closterium sp. NIES-67 is the source of this 3472-nucleotide messenger RNA. Lineage: Eukaryota; Viridiplantae; Streptophyta; Zygnematophyceae; Desmidiales; Closteriaceae. The record is from the annotation of a GenBank genome assembly.
AAUUCCCCUCCCCAACAAAGCACGCCAAACCCAAACCUCCAAACCUUAGUCCUCCCACGCGAAUACCUUUCCACCCUCCAGUCACGUCUGGUUACUUCCCGCUGCUCCUAGUCUCCAAGCUAGUACUUGCAAGACCGUAGCGUAUAACACAGAGGGCACCAUGGACGGGGGCGAAACGGAAAGUAUGUUCCCUUCAGAAGAUGUCGGAAUGGGCUUCGCUCCCGUUACGGGGCAAGGAGUGAAGAAGAAAAAAUCAAAAUCUUUUGGUUUCGAGAGCAUGGGCCUGAGUGCCGCCGUGUAUCGCGCCGUGCGGCGCAAGGGCUACCAGGUGCCGACGCCCAUCCAGCGGCGAACGCUGCCCAUGGUGCUCGCCGGGCAAGACGUGGUUGCCAUGGCGCGCACGGGUUCCGGUAAAACGGCGGCGUUCCUCAUCCCCAUGAUCGAGCGCCUCAAGGCACACUCGAACACCGCCGGGAUCCGCGCCGUGAUUCUCUCGCCUACGAGAGAGCUGGCCUUGCAGACGUUCAAGUUCACCAAGGAGCUCGGGAAAUUCACAGACCUCCGGGCGGCAGUGCUAGUAGGAGGGGACAGCAUGGAGGGGCAAUUCGAGGCGCUCUCGCGCAGCCCGGACAUUCUCGUGGCGACACCUGGCAGGCUGAUGCAUCACCUGGCUGAGGUGGAGGGGAUGAGUCUGAAAUCCGUGGAGUACGUUGUUUUUGAUGAGGCUGACCGGCUUUUUGAGAUGGGGUUUGCUACCCAGCUUAAGGAGAUUUUGCGCGGGAUGCCCGAGUCACGGCAGACGCUGCUUUUUUCGGCCACGCUGCCCAAGAUGCUGGCGGAGUUCGCCCGGGCAGGAUUGAGGGAGCCGCAGCUGGUGCGAUUGGACACCGAGACGAAGCUGAGUCCGGAUCUGGCGCUUUCUUUUUUCACGGUCAGACCGCACGAGAAAAUGGCUGCCCUGCUGCAUUUGCUUCAGGAGGUUAUUCAGGUGGGGUCAGGGGCAGGUGGAGGGGGGAGGCCAGUGAGAGAAGAGGGGGAGGACGAGGAGGAAUUGGGGGAGGAAAGAGAGGAUGAGGUGAGAGAAAGGGAGGGGAGGAGGAGGGGGUUUGCUGGAAGGGGCAAUGGGAAGCAGACGAUUAUAUUCGUGGCAACGAAGCAUCAUGCGGAGCUGUUACACGAAGUGUUACAAUCCGAACGGUUACCAUCUUCGGUUGUUUAUGGAGCCAUGGACCAAACUGCCCGUAAAAUCCACAUCGCCAAGUUCCGUGCAGGCCGAACAUCUCUUCUCAUCGUGACCGACGUCGCUGCCCGAGGUAUCGACAUCCCUCUCCUCGACAACGUCAUAAAUUUCGACUUCCCGCCCAAGCCGAAACUUUUUGUCCACCGGGCAGGCCGUGCGGCGCGCGCGGGCCGUUCGGGCACGGCAUAUUCUUUUUUCACAGCAGAAGAGCUGCCCUUCGUGCUCGACCUUCACCUCUUCCUCUCCAAGCCAAUCCGCCCGGCGCCGCUAGAAGACGAGAUCGAGGCGACAGGUGGCGCAAGCCUAUUGGCUGCAAGGGAGGCGCAGGAGCGAGGGGAGACGGUCUACGGACGGUACAUACAGACGGAGUUAGACCGGUACUUGGAGAGAUUAAGAGAGCUGGAGAGCUCGAGCGUGGCGGUGGGGAUGCUGCUGAAAGUGGCUGGAAAGGCCAUGAAGCUCUACCUGAGGACGCGGCCUGCUGCUUCGAACGAGAGUGCGAAGCGGAGCAAGGCGCUGGCGGGGAGGGAAGGCGUGCACCUGACGCUGAGGGACAGAGUUGGGGGGAUGGAGUCUGCUGCUGCGGCGUUUGCUGAGCACCUCAAGAAGUUCAGGCCAAAGCAGACGGUACUGGAGCUCGAGGCUGAAGCAGCCACAGCCAAGAAGAAAGCAGGCCCAGUGGCUGCAGGGCUAGAUGUGAUGAGGGCGAAGCGGGAGGUGCACCAGAAGGCCAUCAGCAAGAGGCGGGACAAGCUGGGGGGCGAGGGGAGGGAGGUGUGGGGGAACGGAUUAAAAGGGGAGGGGGAGGGAGAGGAGGAGGAGGAUGAGGAAGAGGAGGGUGAGGGGGGAGAGGUACUGGAGGAGGGGGAGGAGGGAGAGGAGGAGGAGGGAGAGGAGGAGGAGGAAGGGGAGGAUGAUGAUUUCACUGGGUUUUUGGAGGGAGAGGAGGGUGGGGGGGAGGAUGGGGAGGAGGGAGAGGGGGAGGAUGACGAGUUGAUAGUGGGGGUGGGCAAUGGUGGAGGGGGGACAGGGGUGGGGGAAAACGGAAGAGGAAGGAGGGGGAGGGGCGAGGGGGGAAGAGGGAGAAGCCAACGAGCUUCAAGGACGAUCAAUUCUUCAUCAACAGCAUUCCUCCCAACAGGCACUGGGAAAGCGGCCUUUCGGUCAACGGGCGGCCCAAGAACGAAUUCUCAGCUGAAGUACAAAAUUCCUAAUGAUGAUGAUGAUGAUGAUGAUGAUGAUGAUGAUGAUGAUGAUGAUAUGAUGAUGAUGAUGAUGAUGAUGAUGAUGAUGAUGAUGAUGAUGAUGAUGAUGAUGAUGAUGAUGAUGAUGAUGAUGAUGAUGAUGAUGAUGAUGAUGAUGAUGAUGAUGAUGAUGAUGAUGAUGAUGAUGAUGAUGAUGAUGAUGAUGAUGAUGAUGAUGAUGAUGAUGAUGAUGAUGAUGAUGCACGACUUUUAGUUCGAGGCAGAGGUGCUGGACCUGGCGCCUGAUGAUGGGGAGGGGGCGCAGAAGAGAAAGGCAGUGUUCCACUGGGAUAAGAAGAGCAAGAAGUACAUCAAGCUGAAUCCCGGGGAGACCCUUGGUCCUUCUGGCAAGGUCCGCACGGAGAGCGGCGCCAAGACGAGUGCGGGCAGCAAGGGCAUCUACAAGCGGUGGAAGGAGAGGACGCACAUGAGGGUGGGCGGCAGGGGGGCACGUGGCGGCAGCGCAUUCGACGCUGACGAGGACGCUGGUGGCGCUGGUCGUGGUGGUUUCUCGAGGGGGAGGGGAGGAGCACGAGGCGGUCGAGGAGGCAUGUCGGGCAGAGGAGGGUCGGGUGGGCGAGUGAGGGAUGAGCUGAGGAGUGUGGAGGAGGUGCGGAAGAUGCGGCAGACCGCGGUGGCUAGAGGGGGCGGGGGGAGAGGAGGGGGUGGUGGGAGGGGAGGGAGUGGCGGGAGAGGAAGCAGUGGAGGGAGGGGUGGGAGGGGAGGAAGGGGAGGAAGGGGAGGGAGGGGAGGGAGUGGGGGGAGGGGUGGGAGUGGAGGGAGGGGAAGGGGCGGAGGAAAGUCAAGCUCUAGUGGGAGAGGGGGAGGUAGAGGGGGGAGAGGCAAGAUGGGAAGGGGCAGAAGUCGCGGUGGCAUGUAGUUUACUUGAGUGCGAGGUUGUGGUGAACAUGCAUGUUUGUGAAUCAUCAGUGUAUUCAUACCAUUUUUACUGUACGAACAUUAACUUGACGAGAAAAUUGAAGCCUGG